AUGCGGUGUUUGAAAAUAACAUUAAAAACGCACAGUGACACACGCUGGGCAUCUAAAUAUAAUGCAGUUCAUUCAUUGUAUUGUCAAUUUGGCGGUGUGAUAAAAGCUUUACGUGACAUAUCUACCAAUCCAAUUUUUGGCGAUGGGGUUGCUAAUGCAGAAAGUAUAUUAAAACAGUUUGAUUUGGAAUUUGUUUAUUUUUUAGUCAUGUGGGAUAAAAUAUUGAAUCAAAUAUAUCGUGUAAAUAAAUUAUUACAAAGCUCAAAUAUUUCAAUAGAUCAGGCUUCAAAAAUGAUAAAUUGUUUAAAUGUUUCUCUCCAAGAAAUGCGUGAUAGUGGAAAUGAACAAAUUAAAACUGAAGCUAUUAGUAUUUGUGAUAAAGUUGGAAUAAAAUCUUAA
Macrosiphum euphorbiae (potato aphid) is the source of this 399-nucleotide messenger RNA. Lineage: Eukaryota; Metazoa; Arthropoda; Insecta; Hemiptera; Aphididae. The record is from the annotation of a GenBank genome assembly.